Messenger RNA from Necator americanus (New World hookworm), 486 nucleotides. RefSeq lists its product as uncharacterized. NCBI's taxonomy places the organism in Eukaryota, Metazoa, Nematoda, Chromadorea, Rhabditida, Ancylostomatidae. The record is from RefSeq and is a predicted model, not a curated record. The coding region runs from base 1 to 486 and encodes 161 amino acids. The transcript is spliced from 7 exons.
AUGAGAUUUAGAUGCGGUGCCUUGUUCUGUUCGCAAUCUGCGCCUGGAUUGCUUGUUUUUAAAUGGGGGAACAAAAAAAAAAAACCGCCAAAAGGGAAGGAGGCCCCCAAGCAUAUCACUGCAGCUGUGGAGAAGUUUCUAAAAAAAAAGCUUCCCGAAGACGAAUUUUUCAGCUGGGUAGAGGCCACUGCAAAAGAUGGAAAGAUGUACACUUAUGCGAUAACCGGAGAGCUCUCGAGAAUUCAAGAAUUUGAUAGAGUGGCGUUCGAUGGUCAUACGGAACUGAAAAAUAUCGAAAAUGCUGCAUUAAUAAAACCAACUCCAUUUGAUUCUGUUCGGCGAUUCUGCUUCGAUUUGACGUCGCUCUCCACCUAUCCACAAACGCUGUUCUCUGCCACCCUCCUCUUGUACGAGUCACUACAGCCGACAGGUGCGAAGGGACAGCGUAUUCGAAGCCAAUUUGAUAACAAUUUUCAAAGCUACUGA